UAUAAUACUUGGUAGGAGCUCAAGAGGCCGAGGGGGUGAUGGGGCGACCGCCUUUCCACUGCCAUAUGUUUAUUGGGAAAAACAGAUAUAGGGAAGUGGCGGAGCGGGGAAAACGCGGGAAAAGGAUGCAGGAGGAUAAGAACAAUGACAGGAGUCUAUAAAAUCUGAAGAUGAUAACUAGACGAUGAAGUACGGUAGACAUGGUAGAAGGCCAAAAAAGAAGACAAUUACUUAUUAAAAUGGAAGAAGAAAACAGAAAAAAAAUUAAAAUUAGAGACAUGCACAUGAAGAUUACCAAAAUAUUACUUCUGAAUAAAGAUUUUCGUUUGUGAUGAUUACAGCGUUAGGAGACUUCUCUUUUCUUAUUUGAAUGAAAAGAAAUAGAUAAAUGUAUAAACUAAUGAUAAACUAAAUAAAGUAACGAAUCGUAAAGACUUGUGGAGAAACUAUCUGCGUCUGCAUGGCGUUAUAAUGCAAGAACUUUUCAAUUUAGUAAGAAAAUUGGGAAUCGAACAUUUAUUUCAGUUUACAGCGUCAAUUAAAAAAAAAAAUCGUUUACCCGAGUCCCGACCGAGACAAGUUGCAACCUUGAUGAUGUUAUUAUGAUUAUCACGUUCAUAUAGUAGUGUAAAGUAUUGGUGAGGAUGGGGGUGGUGGUGGGUUUCUGGCGGGAUUGCUAGUAGUAUCAUGAUAUUGUCACUAUUUUACUACCACUCAGUCAUCCUCCCGCCACUAGAAUUACCCUGCUGCAGCCGCCCACAGUUAUGUCGUCACGAAACGUCCUCUCUUUUUUCGUCCCUGUUUGGUUUCGACCCUUCUACUGCACGUAGCUUGCUUGUAUACCAUAAACAUAUACUAUUCUAACCAAGAUGGUGCCGUUCGGGUGCGUGCGAUUUGCCUCGACAUUUCUUCUCAUGAUAUUAUUAUUGAAAGUCUGCCGUGGUCAAUACUUUUAUGACAUUCGUCUUGUUGGCGGAAGUCAUGAAAACGAAGGGAGGGUAGAGAUAUACUACAGCUCUCAGUGGAAUACCAUUUGUGAUAGUGGCUGGGGCAUCGAAGAGGCCAGGGUGGUAUGUCGGCAACUUGGCUACAACACCAUCAACGUGGUAGCAAGGCACAACGCUUACUAUGGUCAAGGAACAGGUUCGACCCGAAAGCUACGUUGCAGUGGCCACGAGACUAGAGUUCAAUACUGUUCUCUUACCUAUUCAUACUGCGAUCAUUCUGAAGAUGCUGGAGUUGAGUGUGGUUACCCUUCCACAACCUAUGAUCCAUUCUGGUGGCUGACAACAAUUGAUUACUAUGAUAGGAACCGUGUACGUCUUGUGGGUGGCAGUACUCCAAGAGAGGGACGAGUGGAGAUCUGGUUCAACGGCCAGUGGAGCACAGUCUGUGAUAAUUCAUUUUAUAAUGACGAAGCAGAGGUUGUAUGUCGCCAGCUUGGUUACAACACCGAUAACGCAGUGGCGAGAGGCUAUGCUUAUUAUGGGGAAGGAUCGGGACCUACAAUUCUACGAGUCACUUGCUACGGUUGGGAGUUAACCUUAAGUUCCUGCACUGUCACGUCACGUUAUUCCUCGACAUGUGGUCAUCAUGAAGACGUAGGCGUUGAAUGCGGAUAUUCAACAAGUCCCACCUACACGCUACCGCCAUCCUGGUACACAUCCUACCCUUCAUCCAGGAUCGUCGGUAUAAUGUCUUUCAUCGGCGUCUCCUUGUUCCUGCUGACCAUCGCCUCGUUUGUGGCAGUGUUAUACACCUGUAACAAACGCCAAAAAUCGAAUUCGGCAACGGUGGUUGAACUUCAGCCUGUGUCUUCCACAUCCACCACACCUUCCUCAGCUCCCGGUCCCACUGCAAUGACCCAUAUGCAGGUCAAUCUACCCAGAGAAAGCGAGUAGGAUCUAUGCUUCAUAUUUCGUAUUUUAUGAAAAAAUGAUUUUCAUAGCUCUAUGUAAAGAAUAACAUAGCAUUUUUCAAU
Lytechinus variegatus (green sea urchin) is the source of this 1981-nucleotide messenger RNA. Its product is annotated as deleted in malignant brain tumors 1 protein-like. The transcript has 4 exons. Lineage: Eukaryota; Metazoa; Echinodermata; Echinoidea; Temnopleuroida; Toxopneustidae. The coding region runs from base 870 to 1901 and encodes 343 amino acids. Gene Ontology annotation, cellular component: membrane. The record is from RefSeq and is a predicted model, not a curated record.